CCAAGAUGGAACAUGCCCUGUUGAAAGACCUAUGUCCCAUUCCGCGUUUCCCCUGCCAUAACCAUGUCGACCGACUUCACAUCAGGACCUAAGAAGCGCAUAGUGAUCACCGGCGGCUCAGGCGUGGUGGGCCGCUACGUUAUCCAGAAGCUGCUGAGCUACGGCCAUGAGAUACUCAAUGUCGACCAGACACCACUAGACAAUCCGAAUGUACACACGCUGAAGGCGGAUCUUACGGAUGGUGCGCAGGCGUUUAAUGCACUGAGCUGUCAUUUUCAGAUCAGUGAGCCAUUUUUGGAGGAGAUGCGGACGCCGGAUGUGGUGAUACAUCUUGCUGGCAUUCCCCAACCCAACCGCAUCCCCGACAACGAAACUUUCCGCAUCAACACCCUCUCCUCCUACGCCAUAAUAGAAGCAGCCUGCAAACUCGGUAUCAAGAAGAUCAUCCUUGCCUCCAGCAUCACCGUCUAUGGCGUCACCUAUGCCGAGACCAACAUCUCGUUCCCGCAUUUCCCCAUCACAGAAUCCACACCAACAGAGCCCAUGGACGUUUACGCCACCUCCAAAGUCUGCAUGGAGCGCGUCGCCGCCUCCUUCGAGAAGCGGUUCCGAGCAAUGGGAAAACCGGUAGAUAUCUACUGUCUGCGGAUCGGCGCCGUAGUGACGCCCGACAGGCAUCAGGAGGUCAUGACGAGUUACCUCGAGCGGCCGCGGGAGUGGAAAGUGCACGGGUGGUCGUAUAUCGACGCACGAGAUCUGGGAAACGUCAUUAACCGGUGCAUUGAGACGGAUGGGUUGGGGUUCGAGGUGUUCAAUGUGGUGAACGAUGAGAAUACGCUGCCGGAUGGGAAGGCGCAGACGAUUGACUGGUUGAGAAGUUUUUGCCCUGAGACCGAGAUUUUAGACGAGCAGGCGCUGAGGGGGCAGAUGGCGCCGAUAAGUAAUGAGAAGGCGAAGAGGUUGUUGGGGUUUAGAGAGGAGUAUCCGUGGAGAGAGGAGAGGAGGAAGUGGGUGGCAAGGGAGAUCAGGGAGGAGAGGUGA
Messenger RNA from Macroventuria anomochaeta, 1041 nucleotides. Its product is annotated as UDP-glucose 4-epimerase. The transcript is spliced from 2 exons. Bases 64 to 1041 code for a protein of 325 amino acids. The record is from RefSeq and is a predicted model, not a curated record. Lineage: Eukaryota; Fungi; Ascomycota; Dothideomycetes; Pleosporales; Didymellaceae.